AUGAAACUAUGAAGAAAUGGAUCUUGUGAUACUUUUGGGAGCGCUCUUUGCUGUUUGGCUGCAUCAGUGCGCUGGAUCGAAGCUCUUUAGCGCAGAAGAUUUUUAUGAGCCUCGAGGACAGAGGGUUUGUCGGAGGGGCACCGAGAGGCCCUGCUAUAAAAUCGCCUAUUUCCAGGACGCGUCUCGGAAGCUCAACUUCGAGGAGGCGAGCGGAGCGUGCCGGAGCGAUGGAGGGGAGCUGCUGAGCAUCGAGUCUGAGAACGAACAGAAACUCGUAGAGAAUUUCAUCCAGGAACUAAGAGCCUCCGACGGGGACUUCUGGAUCGGCUUGCAAAGGAAGCAGGGUUACCAGGACUCCACCGUGGACUGCCCCGGUAAAUACUACUGGCUCGACGGCAGCAAAGCCACGUUUAGGAAGUGGCACUGGGAUGAACCGUCCUGUGGUAAUGAAGUGUGUGUGGUGAUGUAUCACCAGCCAUCAGCCCCCCCAGGGAUCGGAGGCCUCUACAUGUUCCAGUGGAACGAUGACAACUGUGACACCAAAAACAAUUUCAUCUGCAAGUACUCUCAAGAAAAAGCCGCAGCCUCUACAUCAGCUGGGGCCUCUGUGCACACAGAUGCCCCGGGAAUAUCUCUAAGACCAAAGUACCCAGCUGUCCCAGUGGGCGAUGGGAAAAAUAGUGUGCUAGCCACUGACUCUAAAGGCAAUGUCUUCAAUAUCACUUACAUCAUCAUACCUGCUGUCCCCCUGCUUUUACUGCUCGUCGUGGCAACAGGAGUGUUCUGCUUCAAGCUUUUUGCAGGAAGAAGGAAGGAGAGGACUGAGACCAGUAAAAAGGAGCCCCAUUUCUGGAUGUCUCCGAACAGAUGCAGCAGCCCCAGCCUGGAGGUUUACAGCGUGAUCCGGAAGCAGCACGCUGCCGACCUCGAGGGCACGAGGCCCCAUAUCAAGAACACUUCGUUCCGAGCCUCCUCGGGGGAAAACCUGUCAGAUGACUAUGACAACGUGUGCGCCAAUGAGUCGGAGCGCGGCUUUGAGACGCUGGCCAGCGGAGAGAGCGGCUUCGUCAGCAACGACAUUUACGAGAUGAGCAGCAGCGGCAGAGCUGCGGGGAGCAAGGAGUCCGGCUGGGUCGAGAACGACAUUUAUGGCUACUGAGAGAGAGAGAGAGAGAGACUGGGGGCAGAAUGUGUGGAGAGCUCGCACCGCUAGUGCGCUUGCUUCCUUUGUAAAAUGGGCAUGCAUUUGCUGUUAGAAAUAAUAUGCCACCAUGAAGCUAAUGAAACUCUACAGAAAAAGCAACUCACAAAUUGGCCAUUUAAUGAUGCAUAUAAAAGCUGGCUUUAUAAAACAUCUCGUAAGCAUUUCCAAUAGAGCCUGUCUCCAGGAGAGCCUGCCAUGCAUUUCCAUAGAGCCUGUCUCCAGUAGAGCCUGCCAUGCAUUUCCAAUAGAGCCUGUCUCCAGGAGAGCCUGUCAAGCAUUUCCAUACAACCUGACUCCAGGAGAGCCUGCAAUGCAUUUCCAAUAGAUCCUGUCUCCAGGAGAGCCUGCCAUGCAUUUCCAAUAGAUCCUGUCUCCAGGAGAGCCUGCCAUGCAUUUCCAAUAGAGCCUGUCUCCAGGAGAGCCUGCCAUGCAUUUCCAAUAGAGCCUGUCUCCAGGAGAGCCUGCCAUGCAUUUCCAUAGAGCCUGUCUCCAGUAGAGCCUGCCAUGCAUUUCCAAUAGAGCCUGUCUCCAGGAGAGCCUGUCAAGCAUUUCCAUACAACCUGACUCCAGGAGAGCCUGCCAUGCAUUUCCAAUAGAGUCUGUCUCCAGGAGAGCCUGCCAUGCAUUUCCAAUAGAGCCUGUCUCCAGGAAAGCCUGUCAUGCAUUUCCAUACAGACUGACUCCAGGAGAGCCUGCCAUGUUGGCUUUCAUUGGCUCAGGGUUCCAUCGUAUCUGGGAGCAAGUCAGUGUUAUUCUGCACUGUAGCUGGUGUAUUAAUGUCAGGACAGUAUAAAUGAACAAUGUCAGGAAUAUCAAUGUAUCUGGUCUGGUGCUACACGUGGACUACACAAAGAAAAGCACUGAACAUUAUUGCAAAACAAAGCACUGUAAUUGAGCAGCACAGGAUUUCAAAAGCACACCUUCCCUGGCACCAUUCAGAAAGAUUGCAAAUAUUAUAGAAAGGGUGUUGUAUAAAGCAGGUGCAUUGCAAAUAUUAUACAAAGGGUGUUGUAUAAAGCAGGUGCAUUGCAAAUAUUAUAGAAAGGGUGUUGUAUAAAGCAGGUGCAUUGCAAAUAUUAUACAAAGGGUGUUGUAUAAAGCAGGUGCAUUGCAAAUAUUAUAGAAAGGGUGUUGUAUAAAGCAGGUGCAUUGCAAAUAUUAUACAAAGGGUGUUGUAUAAAGCAGGUGCAUUGCAAAUAUUAUAGAAAAGGUGUUGUAUAAAGCAGGAGUAUUGCACGUGCAGCUGUGAUGGGCGGGUCAUUGGACAAUCACACUGUUCAAAUAAAAUACAUUAAAAAUGAUCCAGUGGAAAAGAUUGCUCCCACUAACAAGAAGUAACACACAGAUUUGAAAGCCUGGUAAACACUUAACAUCAUUAUGGAUUCAACUUAAUAACCUUCACCUCUGAAAAUAAAGAAGCGCUUGUGGGUUUGUUUUUUUUUUUAAAAAAACAUUCGCAGAAAUUGUCGGUGUGUAUUUCAUUUCCGGGCGGGAACAUUUUAGAAAAAAAAAAUAUAUAUAUAUAUAUAUAUUAUAAACUCUUGUGCUCUUCAUGGGUGUAACUGAAUUACAGUAUAUUUUGGUGGGGGCAAAUGCCAGGUUAAAAUCGAUAAAAUAAUAACAAAUAAAUAAAUAAAGCCCGACCUAUACACCUAUUUUGAAUGAAUGGAAAUGUCUUGCGUUAUUUUAGACUCGCUGCUAAAAUGCUCGGGGUAGUUUACUGAAACCUGCGUUUUCAUUGCGUUCUGUGACACUGCAGUCCACGUCAAACGCGCUAGGGGGCAGUGUUGAGCUGCGGAUCACGGAUUUCGAUCGUAUCCUUGUCUCUUAAUUGUCAGUUUGGCUGCCAGCCAAGCUGUAAUAACCCUGCCCAAUUAUCACACUCAAGCACGUAGUAUAGAAACCCUGCGCAAGCCUAAGCUGCUUAACCCCCUCUUAGCUUAACCUGAAUUUAAUAUUCUAUGAGAGGAUGAAUGUGUGUCUACAGGAUUAUGACACCUUGCUAUUUAUCUAUAAUGAUAUUGUAAAGGUGCAGAGCAAUAAACAAACUGGCAACCCAACACCGUCUUCUAUCUAUUGUUUUAGUGUAAAAUGCCAUAUCAUACUGGACCGCUACUUCUUCAAUAAACGAAGAAGGCUGUGAUUUGCCAUGUAAUAUAUAAAGCUAUUUUGUAUUUUUAAUGUCCAGUUUAUAUAGGUCUGAAGGGACUGACAGUUAACAAGUCAUCCUGUUAGUGGAUCAGCACACACACAGCUUAGCUUGGUCGCAGACAGAUCUGUGUAAUUUACCUGGCAGGUAAUUCCACACGGUUAAAACGGCUUACAAAUGCACCCUCACCUGCCCUGCCCCCCCUCCACACAAACGUUAUCACACGUCUCCCCGCGGCUGAGGUCGAAUGCACAGGCUUGCUUUCAGUGUGCAAAUAGAUUGACAGCUUUUACAAUAGCAGCGGCCGGGCUUUGACGUAAGAGGUGGCUCUGGUUGCCUUGGAGACAAUUUGGCAGUGAAGUAAGGCUCGGCUUCAUAACCCCGCCCACUGUACUUAUACCACCAGCGGCUCUGACGUCAAUGGACGUCAACCGAGGGAACACGAUGCCUCUUGCAAGCUCCCUAGCAGUGCGGUGCGGUCCGGUCCGGUGGUGUGUGUUUGGGCAGGAAUAGCAGCGCUUCGUGUCAGGGUGCUGAGCUGAACCCGCCAGCCCGCUUAUGUUAUUAAGAAUGCCUUGUUUUAUAAACCGCUAGACUGCUUGGACCAAGCUC
Molecule: messenger RNA, 3965 nt
Organism: Polyodon spathula (Mississippi paddlefish)
Lineage: Eukaryota; Metazoa; Chordata; Actinopteri; Acipenseriformes; Polyodontidae
Gene: layna
Product: layilin a
Exons: 8
Coding region: 17-1159 (380 amino acids)
Molecular function (GO): hyaluronic acid binding
Source: RefSeq, a predicted model, not a curated record